AUGUACUUGAAGAAGUUCCAGGACAAGGGUACGACUCACACCCUACCACGGACUCACACCCAACCACAAGAUCACACACCGCCACAGACUCACACCCCACACCACAGUCACACCCCACCACAGACUAACACCCACCACAAACUCACACCCCACCACAGUCACAUCUCACCACAGACUCACACUCCACCACAGUCACACUCCACCAGUCACGCUCCACCACAGCGUCACGCUCCACCACAGACUCACACCCCACCACAGAGUCACACUCCACCAAAGACUCACACCUCACAACAGUCACACCCCAUCACACAGUCACGCUCCACCACAGACUCACACCCACCACAGACUCACACCCCACCACAGACUCACACCCCACCACAGACACACACCACACCACUGACUCACAUCCCACCACAGACUCAACCUUAG
Molecule: messenger RNA, 429 nt
Organism: Haliotis rubra (blacklip abalone)
Lineage: Eukaryota; Metazoa; Mollusca; Gastropoda; Lepetellida; Haliotidae
Product: protodermal factor 1-like
Exons: 2
Coding region: 1-429 (142 amino acids)
Source: RefSeq, a predicted model, not a curated record